CUCGCUCGCCUCGGCUGGGCUCGGCUGCGCGGCGGUGCGCUGCGCUGCGGCCGGAGAAGAUGGCGGAUCGGGCGGAGAUGUUCUCGCUCUCCACCUUCCACUCGCUCUCGCCGCCCAGUUGCAGACCCUCCCAGGACAUCAGCCUGGAGGAAUUUGACGAUGAGGACCUGUCCGAGAUCACAGACGAUUGUGGCAUCGGCCUGAAUUAUGACUCCGACCACAAUGAGAAGGACUGCCUGGGGCUGGGGAGGGGGGAGCAGCCCCACCCCAUCUCCACCUUCCAGGAAGACUUCCAGGAGUUUGAGAUGAUCGAUGACAAUGAAGACGAGGAGGAGGAGCUGGAAGAGGCCCUCCCCUCCCCUUCGGGGUCGCUGAUACCUUCGCCCACCCCUGAGGACCCCCAGAAGCUUCGUCCCACCACCCUCAAUUUGACAGUCACAAGCACCCAGGAUUCCCUCAACAACAACAACAGUGGCCACAAUGUGGCUCCCCCCCUGCAGAGGGCCACGUGGCAAGAGACCCUGCUGCACUCCUCUUCGUCCUCCUCUUCCUCCUCCUCGGUCUCCCACGCAGAGCGCCCGUCUCCCCUGCACUCCUGUCUCCAGGACGGACCCUGCAGGGACCUCCAGAGCAGCAAAGGGCCGGCCGUCUCCCAGGCCCCUUGCAAGGCCCCACUUUUUGAUGCCGAAGGCAACAGCCAGGUUCUGCAGAGAGGCCCCCCUGGGGGGGAGGAUUAUAACAUGAACGUUGUCUCCAGUGAGGCCAGCCUGCAGCCUCCUUCCGCCUUGACCAGCGCAGCAUCUGGGAAGCCUCCGGAAGCUCAGAGCAGCUCUCCGCCCCUCGGUUCCAUCUCCCAGCCCCACAGUCGCAGCCCUCCCAGGUCCCCUGCCACGGAGAGCUACUGUGCCCAGUUUCAGAGGGAUGCUGUGGCGUGCCAGGAGAAAGAGGAGAGAGCCGGCUUGGCUGGGGACCCAGCAGGGCAUAGAUCCCCCAUGGGUGGGGUCCGUGCCGCACUCUCUGAGGGUGAGCCUACCAAGCGCCCCAAGGAUGGUUCUCCCCAGGAGUCUGUAGAACCCCACGCAAGCCCAGUACGAGAAGCGGUUGCCCCACUGAGCUCCGAAGGAGAGGGCCCUUUUCAAGGACUGCCCUCUGCCUCCUCCGAUACCACGUCUCCCUCCUCGGACCCUGGCAUAGAGGCUGAUCUCACCAGCCGGACCUCCAAGGCCUUCCCCCUGUGCACCCAGCACUGCGAGGACCUCAGCUCCCCCAGCUCUGACUCUGACGUGGAGGGGGAAAUCGAGGCGGCCUUCGCCUCUAACGGGAGCCGCUUGGCUAGCAACAUGAUCUCCAGCAUCUCCGAAACGGAGCUGGACGUGAGCAGUGAGAGCAGCAGUGGCCGUUCCUCCCACCUCACCAAUUCCAUCGAGGAGGCCAGCUCCCCGGGCUCUGAGGCAGAUCUGGAAGCCGACUUGGACGCCCGGGGCAUGAUGGGCCUGAAGGAUGCCCUCCUGCUGGAUGCCAAGAAGGAGGAGGAGGGCACACAGCUGCCCAUGGAGGAGAGCCUGGCGCCGCUCAAAAUAGAGGAAUUCUACGAAGACCCCUCAGUGCCCGUCGACCAGACCGAGCUGCCUCCUUCAGGCCAUCUGGAGCUGGAGAUCAACCCUGACCACAGUCUGGAGAGCCUGCGGCGGUCCUUCUACCUACCAGUGGGGCGCCAGCUCCUGCGUGAUGGGGCGGAAGAGGAAGGGAACAGUGAGGAUGAUUCUGAAUCAGACUCGGAGUCGGAAGCCGACCUGAGCGAGGAUUCGGACUCUCCGUGGCUGCUCAGCAACCUGGUGAACAAAAUGAUCUCGGAGGGCUCCUAUCCCAUCAAGUGUGCCGACGAAUGCUUCCCGGCUGCUCACUCCCUCUCUGACACCAUUUCCCCGGCCUCGGACCUGGAGCCGGAGAUGCCCAGCGAGGCCCUAAAUGACCCCCGGCCCUGCCCCCAGCAGAGCAUCGAGCUGGUGGACAUGGAGACGCUGCGCUGCUCGCUGCAGGGGGCUGAGGAGGAGAAGCCGCUGGGGGCCCAGCCUGCAGUGGAGAAGGGCCCUCAUGGGGGGCAGAUGGGGCCCUACCUGCUCAUGAGCAACUCCACCAAUGACGUCAUCGCGCCUGUCUUCCCAGGGCGGCCCUACUCUGGCUGCUGUGUCAACCCUGUUGCUGCCAAAACCUUCCUCUCCAGGGAGCCCCCCGGCAAGGCCAACCCGGCCACAGAGGAGGAGGAGGAGGAGGAGGAUGGUGCCAUCGACGGGGACCUGGACUCGGGCAUCUUGGAGGACAACGACAUGAUUGACGACAUCCGGUUAGAGCCCAAGGAAGGCCUGGAUGUCUCCACCGCCAAGACCAACCGCUGCUUCAGCCUGUCCUAUUCCCCCGAGGAGGACGCAGUGCCCUGCCGGGGCAGCCUGAAGGGGUCCCCUUUCGACCAGGAGCUCUCCCUCCCGCCACCCGCGAUGAUGCUGGACGACUCCCUGGCCUACGACUCGGUCAAGUACACCCUGGUGGUGGACGAGAACACCCAGCUGGAGCUGGUCAGCCUCAGGCGAUGCACCUCCGUACUGAGCGACGACAGCGAGCUGCUCCGCGCCUGCGACGCCACCGACCCGGAGGACGCCGGCAGUGACUUUGGGGAAGGGCUGGGGGCUCCCGACGGGCGCAGCUCCUCCUCGGAGGACUCCUCCCCGGAGGCCGACCUCCACUUCUCCAAGAAGUUCCUCAACGUCUUCGUCAACAGCACCUCCCGCUCCUCCAGCACAGAGUCCUUCGGCCUCUUUUCCUGCAUGGUGAACGGGGAGGAGAGGGAGCAGAGCCACCGAGCUGUCUUCAGGUUCAUCCCUCGCCACGAAGACGAGCUGGAGCUUGACGUGGACGACCCAAUCCUGGUGGAGCUGGAGGAGGACGAUUACUGGUACCGGGGCUACAACAUGCGGACGGGGGAGCGUGGCAUUUUCCCGGCCUUCUACGCCCACGAGGUGGUGAGCCAGGCCAGGGACGUGGCAGGACUGAAGCGGAACCCCUGCUGGGUGGAGCACUUCAACGUGCAGUUCCUGGGCUCGGUGGAGGUGCCCUACCACCAGGGCAACGGCAUCCUGUGUGCAGCCAUGCAGAAGGUGAGUGCUGUGGGGCGCUGCGGCUGCCUCAGUGGGGCUGGGCCUGAGUUGGAGCGCUGCAGCCAUUUCUUCCAGAUGAAGAAUGUCUCCUUCUGCGGCUGCCACCCUCGCAAUAGCUGCUAUUUUGGGUUCAUCACCAAGCACCCUGUCCUGAGCCGCUUCGCCUGCCACGUCUUCGUCUCGCAGGAGUCCAUGCGGCCUGUGGCCGAGUGUGUGGGCCGCGCCUUCCAGGAAUACUACCAGGAGCACCUUGAGUUUGCUUGCCCCACAGAAGACAUUUACCUGGAGUAG
This is a messenger RNA of Thamnophis sirtalis, 3443 nucleotides long. Lineage: Eukaryota; Metazoa; Chordata; Lepidosauria; Squamata; Natricidae. The record is from RefSeq and is a predicted model, not a curated record.